Chanos chanos (milkfish) is the source of this 1463-nucleotide messenger RNA. It is a transcript of the gene homer2, whose product is annotated as homer scaffold protein 2. Gene Ontology annotation, biological process: G protein-coupled glutamate receptor signaling pathway. Gene Ontology annotation, molecular function: G protein-coupled glutamate receptor binding. The transcript has 9 exons. NCBI's taxonomy places the organism in Eukaryota, Metazoa, Chordata, Actinopteri, Gonorynchiformes, Chanidae. The record is from RefSeq and is a predicted model, not a curated record. Bases 386 to 1450 code for a protein of 354 amino acids.
UCAACGGACUAAUUCUCCGCGCUGCAGUUAAGAAGACAUUGUCAUACGUAACAUUUUUGAAAAGAUAUUUUACACGUUACCAAAGAAAACUGCUUUUAGAAAGCUUUCUUCAAGCGUCGUCCGAAAACUUCGUUAUUUUAAAAAUACGACGACCUCAUGAACACAAGGCAUGGUGUCGGAGACAUAGCUUUUUAGUUCAUGACAGAAUAUCAUAUUUCAGUUCUGUCGCUGUCUUGUGUUGAGCGGGGCCUGAUAUGGAGUUAACAAAGAGCUAAUGCCAAGUGGAUUCAUUUUUACUUUACUCCUUUCAUAUACGUUUUAAAAUUUCAAAGGUUCACCUCUAAUACAGUUGGCACAUUGGAGAUUUGUCCCAAAGUACACAGAAAUGGGGGAGCAGCCAAUCUUCACCACGCGGGCUCAUGUCUUCCAAAUUGACCCCACCACCAAGAAGAACUGGGUCCCUGCGAGCAAGCAGGCCGUCACCGUCUCCUACUUCUACGACAGCACCCGCAACAGCUACCGCAUCAUUAGCGUGGAUGGGUCUAAGGUAAUAAUUAACAGCACAAUCACUCCCAACAUGACGUUCACCAAGACCUCUCAGAAGUUUGGCCAGUGGGCAGACAGCCGCGCCAACACAGUCUUCGGUCUGGGCUUUGCCUCCGAGCAACUGCUCACCAAGUUUGCUGAGAAAUUCCAAGAAGUGAAGGAGGCUGCAAAAAUGGCAAGAGAAAAAUCUCAAGAAAAGAUGGAAACUUCCAGCAACCAUUCCCAGGAAUCUGGCCGCGAGACUCCCUCGUCCACCCAGGCCUCCAGCAUGAACGGGACGGACGAUGAGAAGAUUUCCCACGGCGGGCCGGAGAACGCGGUGCUGAAGAGCGAGAACGACCGACUGAAGACGGCCGUAGAGCAAAGCAACACCAAUGCCAAGAAAUGGGAGACGGAAUUACAGACCUUGAGAGAGAGCAACGCACGCCUGGUGGAUUCCCUGCAGGAGUCCAAUGCCAACGUGGAGAUGUGGAAGAAACAGGUGGCCACGUACGAGGAAGAAGGAAACCAACUCAGGAAUAAGAUUGCGGAGCUGGAAACCCAGUGUAAUGAGGUGAAUCAGGAGAAAGAGAGGAACGCCCAGCUGACUGUCAAAGUACAGAAACUGGAGGCUGAGCUUCAAGACAAAGAGCAGGAACUGGAGAAUCUGAGGAAACAAGCUGAGACCAUUCCACAGCUCAUGGCCGAGUGUGAGAAUCUUACAGCCAAAUUACAGACUGCUGAGGCGGCGAAUAAGGAUUUGGCGGCGAAGAUUGAGGUUCUCCAGGGUGACGUGGAGGACAGUCAGCAGAAACAGGGCCACAUGAAGAUGGAACUGAAGAAGUUUAUGGAUAUUUUGGAUGGCAAGAUCGACGAGCUCCAUGAAGUGAGACAGGGACUGUCCAAACUGGGCAUUGAUAACUGAGGCCGGGGGGGGG